AUGGCGUUUGUGUUUCCUUCAUUGGCUGAUCCAGCCGUCGUGAUAUUCACUAUCGCCGGCGCCCUCUUUUCUUGCCUGCUGCUCUAUUCUAUUCGAAUUAAUCUAAUGUUUUUGGAAACGCCAGCCCGGUUCCGGAUGCUUGCGGGGUCACGAUGGGACCGAAAGCUACUCUCCCAGACCUACAAAGAACUUGCUAAAAACCCCAUCAACUAUACCGACCAGCUCCCCCCGAGGCUGAACCGACGAUACAUUGUGACCGGAGGCGCUGGUCUUGUCGGGGGCCACAUCGUGCUCCAACUGCUGGCUAGGGGGACGCCGCCUGAGAGUAUUCGCGUCAUUGAUAUCCGCAGACCAGAACGCAAUGAUCUUCACAGCGAAGCCGCGACAAGAGUAGACUUUAUUCAGACAGACAUCACCUCGUUAGGCUCAGUUCAAGCUGCAUUCUGCAAGCCAUGGAACCAAGCAGUAGCCCACCUUCCACUCACCGUCUUCCACACAGCUGCCAUCAUUGUUCCUUCAGCCAGGUCCAAACUACAAUAUGAGUUUGUAGAGUCUGUCAAUGUCAGAGGCACCAAGAACGUUCUUAUAGAAGCACGCAAAGCUGGUGCCGACAUCUUCAGCUCGACCUCGUCCGCGUCCAUCGCAAUCCGCCCAGUAGAGCUCUUUCCAUCGCCCUGGGUAUCAAUACCAAAGAACUUUGCGCAGGUGCUCGAUGAGAGUGAUUUCUAUGAGCCUUUGCGUCCACACGAAGAGUUUUUCGGCAACUAUCCUGCCUCCAAGGCCCUGGCUGAACGUCUAGUCUGUGAAGCAAAUGAUGGCGACUCGUUUAGAACGGGUUGUAUUCGCCCCGGCAACGGAGUUUAUGGGGAUCCAACCGAUAACACGGUCGGCGGUCCUCUCAGCAAGUCUAUCAUGCCAACCAUUUCUUUCGCUCCUUCGAAAUUUUCGUUUCUGACAUAUUUGUUACGCCUUAGAUGGGUGCCACAUAUUGUUCAAAGCUUCGUACACGGGGCGAACGUGGCGGUAGCACAUUUACAUCACGAAGCUGUUCUCACGACUAAGAAUUGCCCACAAGCCGGUCGGCCUUUUGUUGUCACCGAUCCAAACCCCCCUAUAACCUAUCGGGAUCUCUAUAACGUUAUUAAGUUCCUGUCCUUGCAUUCCUUCCACGUCGUCGUUCUGCCACCCAUCCUGAUUCUCCUGCUCUCACACAUCAUUGAAUGGUAUAUCCUUUUGCCGUACCGUUACAUGCUUUUAAAACAUAUUCUUCCAGAGAUAAGGGGGGACUUGAAGUACCUGCAACCGGGACUGUUCUCUAUCUGCACACACUUGGUCGUGUCUGAUUCAGAGGCGAGGAAGCCUGUAGAAGAAGGUGGACUCGGUUAUCGCGGUGUCUUGACAACACUGCAGGGAAUGGUCUGGGAGGUUUUGGAAUGGAACCGAGAGCAUGGGAGUGAGCAUGACAAAACUCAUGCUAGAAAGGCGUACACAACUUCAGUCGAACUGGCGGAACAGAUACAGAAGCUUGGAGUGGGUGGCGUGCGCAUCUCUACAUGA
Messenger RNA from Clonostachys byssicola, 1557 nucleotides. Lineage: Eukaryota; Fungi; Ascomycota; Sordariomycetes; Hypocreales; Bionectriaceae. The record is from the annotation of a GenBank genome assembly.